AUGGGCUUGCAAUCGGGGAGCACGGCGAACCUCCCUCCCACGGCGGGCAUCAACAUUGACAUUGACGUCACCGCUCCUCAAACGGCCACCGACGGCGGGAUGAAGCUCUCCAAGGCGGGGGUGGAGCUGCUGGUGCUGACGUUUAACUGCGCGAAGAAUGUCGUGGAUGUGCCUGUUUUUGGGGGGCAUUUGCGGGAUGCGCUGCUGGGACAAGAUGGUUUGCCCGAACUGGUGGUGAUGUCGCUCCAGGAAAUUGCACCGCUGUCAUACUCCUUCCUCGGGGAGUGGUGGUUGAGGGGGUAUUACGACGCUUUUGGGCAGGCGUUGAAUCUCGCUGCUGCCGGGCAAAAGUACACGCUUGUGAAGGGGAAGAACGUGGGCAUGACGGCGCUGUUGGUGUUUGCGCUUUGUCCCGAGAGGAUUUCUGGAACGCUAGAGGAAGGGGAGGUGGGCUUUGGGGCCGCCGGGAUGGGGAACAAGGGGGCGGUGGGGGUGAGGGUGAACUAUCAAGGGCAGGAGCUGACGUUUGUGGCUACGCAUUUGGCGGCUAUGGAGUGGAACCUCAAGAAGAGGAAUGCUAAUUGGAGGGCGGUGGUGGGUGGGCUGACGUUUGAGGAUCCGCGGGUGGUGCUGCCGGGGGUGUUUGGGGAGAGGCCGGCGACGACGCAAGUGGAUAGGUCGGGGGCGGGGGAGAGGUCGAUGCCGCUGGAGAGGACGGGGAGUAUGGAUUCUAGUGAGGAGGAAGACGCGCCGCUGCUUUCUCCGCCUUCCACCUUCUCGCUUGUCAGCGACGACACACCCGCCCUGACGCCAGAGCAAAAGCGACGGCUCCAAGACAUCUCCAUCUUCAAACCUACCUCGCACCUUUUUGUGGCGGGCGACCUCAACUACCGCAUCUCCUCCACCACCCCCCCUCCCGGCUCUGCCUUCCCCAGCUUUGACCCAGCCUCCGAAAACCACUACAGCCACUUCUUCUCCCGGGAUCAGCUCACUCAAGAACGCCUCGCCGGUCGGACAUUCCACGGGAUGUCCGAGGCCGAGGUCACCUUUGGCCCAACAUACAAGUACGAUAUUCUGGACUCGCCAGAAGGGGCAGUGAAUGAGGCUGCCGCAGCAGAGGGGAGCGAGGUUCCCUGGAAAUUUGCCUCGCACCGAUGGCCGGCGUGGACAGACCGGGUUUUGUUCAGCGCUGCCGAGGGGGCAGAGGUCGAGACGGGUGUGUAUGGGAGUUUGCCUGUGGUGCAGAGUUCGGAUCACAGGGCUGUUUUUUGGAGGGGGAGGGUGCCAUUGCCUGAUGGAGAUAAGAAGCUGGAGGGGGAAGUUGUAGGAAAGAAAAAGCUCCCGGUCGAUAUUGAUGUCUGGGCUUGGGGGAGGAGGCAGACGGCUAGGAGGAGGGAGCUGGUGGUGGGUUUGUUGGCUUUGGUUUGGAGUACCAAGGAGGGAGCGGUUUUCCUGGGGACGAUGGCGAUGGUGGGGAUGGGGUGGUGGUGGUUUGCCCAUGGGGGUUUGUUAUGAGGACUUGACGGCUUGGCUGGCUUUGUUGGAUGGGAAAGCAUACAUGUCGCAGUGGCUUCAUGGGGGGCAUAGGCAACGAAGAGUAGACAGCAAAGGGGGAGGGAGUAUGGAGUGCUUGGUGAUACCCGACUCAGUUUUAUUAGAGGUGGUGUUCGCUCAUGAUACAAUUUGAAGGCUUCUUUGUGUUGUUCUGCGGGAUGGAUGUUUACACGACUGGUUAGCAAUUGCUUGUUGAAUUCUCGACGUGGCUGUAUCAACCUGGGGCAGGUAGACAGCAUCAAUCAAGUAGUAUCCAUUCGUAAAUGGCUCGGUCAGGAAGCAGCUGGAUAACUACGGGGGGCUAUUCCCACGCUCAGAGCUGUAAUCAGAGCGCUACAAGACAACGCAACAUCGCGUUUGAUAAAUAGGUUGUUCGCAGUAUCUCUACCUCCUGCUGAUCUCAAUAAAAGAGCUACAGUUUCCAUCCUUUCAUAAUCCUAUACAUUCUCUCGCUUCCUGACCAACUUAUACUUCCCCCCGCUCACAACCUCCACCGCCCCUUCCUCCACCUUCUCGCCCAAAAACGACUGCAGCUCUUCGUGACUCCACGAAAACCCCCCUAUAACUAACACCCCCAUCAUCAUGGCAAUCUGAUUGAUCGGCAUUGUCACGCUCGAAUUUGUGAGCAUCCCCUGAAUGUACUUCCAAUACACCUCCCUCUUCUCCUUCUCCUUAUCACUCAGCUUCUUCGCCCCUCCCUCCUUUGGCCCUGCCGUCGCCGCCUCCUUCUCCCUGCCCUUCUCCUCUACCGCC
Messenger RNA from Podospora bellae-mahoneyi, 2307 nucleotides. RefSeq lists its product as uncharacterized. The transcript has 2 exons. Bases 1 to 1515 code for a protein of 504 amino acids. The record is from RefSeq and is a predicted model, not a curated record. Gene Ontology annotation, biological process: phosphatidylinositol dephosphorylation. Gene Ontology annotation, molecular function: phosphatidylinositol-4,5-bisphosphate 5-phosphatase activity. NCBI's taxonomy places the organism in Eukaryota, Fungi, Ascomycota, Sordariomycetes, Sordariales, Podosporaceae.